AGCCGGUGGGGGGGAGUGUCGGGUUUCCAGUGUUUCGGUGCAGUUCGAGUCCUCGGUGACCAUGCAGUGUAGCCAGGAUGCAGUCGGGGACGGUCCGCGGCGAUAGCAAGCCGACGCUUUCCCCGGUGUGCGCCGGCCGGGUGCACCAGGCACAACAGAGCACCAGGAGUCCCAUAGGCUUCAGUGCGCUACUGCCGCGAGACCGGACGUCGCCGCGCCGCCGCCGCCGCCACCGCCGCCGCCGCACGGCAGAUAAGCCCUCCGGCUUCCUGUCACCACGUCUGCCAGUGCGCCGGUGACCGGGGCCGUGCGAGCACGGGUCAGCGUGGUCCGGGAGACGCCGACACCUGACCUGACCCGGCCCGGGACGGAGACGGACCGGCGCGCUGGUGACCCGUCGUUGCCGGGUCAGCGGCGCGGUGUUCAGGAGCACAGGCGCAGGCGUCGCGCCUGCCUGCCGUGUGGGGACUGAUAGACUGGAGUUGUUCGGCUCGUUUGGCUCGGAGACUUUGGCGGGGCCAGCCGGAGCGGCAGUGAGUGGAGCAGUUCGGCCGCUGCCGUGGCAAUCGCCGAGGCCGGCGGCAUGUCUCACAACGCGCUGGUGACGCGGAUAGCGCGCCUCUGGAAGAAGAGGACGGUCACCAUCACCGAGGAGGACCCGACGUUCAAGACAGUCUACCUGGGCAACACGGUCACGCAGUGGGCCAAAGGUGCUGGCAGCGUGGACAAGCCAUUAGCCACACUCUGGAGGAACUACUGCCAGUCGACCAAACCAGACAUCGAGAUGCGCGUUACGGUGGCUGUGUCGGGUCUGAAGGCGACCACGCGCGAGCACGGCCUGACCGAGUACUGGAGCCACCGCGUCACGUACGCCUUUGCCCACCCCAGCUACCCGAAGGUGUUCUGCUGGGUGUACCGGCACGAGGGGCGCAAGAUGAAGCCGGAGCUGCGGUGCCACGCCGUACUCUGCUCGUCCGAGGCCAAGGCGCGCCUCAUGCAGCGCCAGCUGACCGAGCGGCUGCAUCAGGCGCUCGUCGAGUUCCGCAAGGAGAAGCAGCUGCGCCAGAACGCGCGCCUCUCCGUGGUCAGCGUGCUGUACCCGGGCGCGCCGCGCCGCAAAGUGGUGCUCACAAACGGCGGCGCCAACUACCGGCCGCCGCUCGAGCGCAGCAAGAGUGCGCCCAAGCUGAGUAGCAUCGAGGAGGACCGGCUGGGCGAAGAGGCGGCCGCGCGCGAGCCGCCGCUGCGUGAGCUGCUGGAGGAGUCGUUAGGGGAGCCGAUGACGGAACCGCUGAGGCAGUCGAUGGUGCAGCCGGACGACUCGGACACGGCCAGCGAACACAGCGCGGCGAGCGUGCCGAGCGACCCGACCGGCGGCGAUAGCGACUGCGAGACGCUGGUGCUGGAGACGGGCCCCGGCCAGUGCCGCGUCUACCGCGUCGACCCCCGCAGGCUGGCCGCACGCGGGCCCGAGCGGCCGCCCGAGCCGUGCGAACUCGACGACCUGGUCAGAUUCGGCCACGCCUGGGCAAAGCCACGCGAGGAGGACACGACCAGUGAUGAGAGCGGGUACUCGGAGGAGCCGCUGAAGGGCGAGUGA
Messenger RNA from Pollicipes pollicipes, 1600 nucleotides. Its product is annotated as protein FAM43A. The transcript has 5 exons. The record is from RefSeq and is a predicted model, not a curated record. NCBI's taxonomy places the organism in Eukaryota, Metazoa, Arthropoda, Thecostraca, Pollicipedomorpha, Pollicipedidae. The coding region runs from base 584 to 1600 and encodes 338 amino acids.